GGAGAGGCGUCAAGGAAAAGCCCACGUACGCGCUGAGCAGCAGUGACGAGGAGGAUCAGGCAAAGGAGAUCGGCGUCACUUACAAAUCGACGAGGUCGGCGAAACCUGUUGGCCCAGAAGACAUGGGGGCCACCGCAGUGUAUGAACUGGACACAGAGAAGGAGAAAGAUGCCCAGGCCAUCUUCGAGCGCAGCCAGAAAAUCCAGGAGGAGCUGAGAGGGAAGGAGGACGAUAAAAUCUACCGUGGUAUUAACAACUAUCAGAAGUACGUGAAGCCCAAGGACACAUCAAUGGGAAAUGCCUCUUCGGGAAUGGUCAGAAAAGGACCCAUCCGUGCGCCAGAGCACUUGCGGGCCACAGUGCGAUGGGACUACCAGCCUGACAUCUGCAAAGACUACAAGGAAACUGGGUUCUGCGGCUUUGGAGACAGCUGCAAAUUCCUCCAUGAUCGUUCAGACUACAAACAUGGCUGGCAGAUUGAACGGGAAUUGGAUGAAGGCCGCUACGGAGUCAAUGAUGAGGAAAACUAUGAGGUGAGCAGUGAUGAGGAGGAUAUGCCCUUCAAAUGUUUCAUCUGCAGAAGUUCCUUCAAGAACCCCGUGGUCACCAAGUGUAGGCACUACUUCUGUGAGAGCUGUGCCCUCCAACACUAUCGCAAAUCCCAACGCUGCUACGUGUGCGACAAGCAAACCAAUGGUGUCUUCAACCCAGCAAAAGAGCUCAUGGCAAAACUGGAAAAGCACAAGGAUGAGGAGGAAUCGGAUCAUUCAGACCACACAGAUGAUCCAUAAUAGCAAAGCACCCCGUUUUGUAUCUAGCUGAAUAAAAAUUCAUGAAAAAAAUGCACUGAUUGCAGCAGUUGCCUCAGGCUCAGCAGCUGUAGCCAGUGCUUGUUUAUCCAACCAGCAGUUACUAGAACAGUGUCCUGACUGAAGCUGGACUCUGUUUACUGCUCCACAAAGGCACAAGACUGAAAAGCAAUUUCACAUGGUCCUGUCAACAGCAAGAUUGACAGGAGAGACACACACAGGCAGAUGGAAACCUCUGAAGCAGAAAGGCACCACCAAGGAAAUGAAAGCAGAAGGCUCUGAUAAGCAGCGUUAUGGAGCAAUGACAGCUGGUGAAACACUGAGCAAUAUGUAAGUGAUUAUAUGCUUUAUUAAAAGUCUACUCCAGAUUUAGCAUAAGCCAACAAAACAGAUGCAAAAAAAUUAAACACAUUUAAUCUUAUUAUUACUGGUGUAGGCUGCUUCAAAAGCAACAGAAAAAUACUUUAAAUUCCUUUUUUUUUUUUUUUAAAAGUCUCACAAUACAUCAGAGAUCUUCACUCACCUCUCUUCAUGUUAGCAGCUACCAAUAACUAAGAGUUAAUGCAAAAGGAGCGCUACCAGAAAUUUAUCAACAUCGUACAAGAGUUUAAACAAAAGUUAAACUGAAACGUCACUUAUGAAAUACUGCAAAAAAGCUCCUCAGUGGUUUCACACAGGACAUAUUUUGGUGUAGGGUCAAAAGCAAAUGCGGCUGCAAAAUGUAGUCACACAUGACUAGCUUUAUGGCAUGACAUUCAUUAAAAGCUAGCUUUCAGGCUUGUUGAUUGGAUUUUAAUUGGAAGUAGUUCGAAGGAAAUUAAUCUUUGAAAGAUAACUACUGUUAUAAAUGCCAUAAGAAAAUCAGUUACGCGAUGCCAGCAAGGAUCUGCAUUUGCCAAAUCACAUUCACUUAUUCACUUGAAUUAGGAGGGAAUAUUGUUUUUGUUCUACCGCCUUCCUCUCUGCCUCCUCAUUCCCUCACUCAGUUUUAGCAUGAGCAACAAAAAUUUCCUUUCCCCCUAAAAUUAUUGACCUUUUCCUAUAAGCAUCCUGGGAAAAGUAAGCUUUUGUUUAGAUGCAAAAAUAAAAAUAAGAAUCAGCAAUACUACUGUAAAGAUCUCCAAAGACCCAAGUGAAAACCUUAACAAAAAUAAAACAGCUCCUGCUCUCAAUUUGUUCCCAGUCCAACCUAUACACAAAGCUCAGCAAUUUAAGAAUGUUAAUUUAGUGGACUUUAUACAAAACAGGAUGCAUCUCAAAUUUUUAGCUUAGUUUGUGCCAUUAAAUUAUAGACGCUGACACAGCAUCAAUUAUAAGCAGCUUGAGCUGAAACCAUUAUAAUCAAAUCGCAUUUAAUUCCUGAUUGUAAUUAAUUUAAACCAAUGCAACACCUGCACACCAAAGGGUUUCAGUAUGGUAUGGGCAGCUGGGAAAUCAUUUAGACAAAUAUAUUUUGUCAUAAGUUGCUAUUCUAUUAAUGUAUGUCAUUAGGAACUAGCUAAUGUGUAACCAGGGCCUGCAGAAUAAAAAGCAUCAGAAGUAAAAGUUCUCAGCUGCCCUGUUUUGGCUAUGUUUUUGAAUAGACAUUCCACGUUCACAGGAUGUUUUAGCCAUUAAGAGGCACAACUCUCUAAGAAUGCACAGAGCUGGCUCUGAAGACCACCAGGCAACAGGAGGUAAAGUCAACUUAAACUGAAAAUUACAUAAUGUGUGGUUUUGAUGUUGGAGUCUCUGUUGUGGGUGCUUUAUAGGGAAGAGAAAGGAAACUAGAAUCAACGCUUUCAGAAAGGAACACUGGGUUGAAUGGCCAAUAUGACAUUCUUUGGGCCUAGUUUUCAGACGCCCCCCCCCCAGGCU
This is a messenger RNA of Struthio camelus australis, 2666 nucleotides long. The record is from RefSeq and is a predicted model, not a curated record. Lineage: Eukaryota; Metazoa; Chordata; Aves; Struthioniformes; Struthionidae.